This is a messenger RNA of Frankliniella occidentalis (western flower thrips), 1949 nucleotides long. RefSeq names its product zinc finger CCCH domain-containing protein 15 homolog. The record is from RefSeq and is a predicted model, not a curated record. Lineage: Eukaryota; Metazoa; Arthropoda; Insecta; Thysanoptera; Thripidae. Gene Ontology annotation, cellular component: cytosol. Gene Ontology annotation, molecular function: mRNA binding; metal ion binding. The coding region runs from base 98 to 1336 and encodes 412 amino acids. Gene Ontology annotation, biological process: cytoplasmic translation. The transcript is spliced from 8 exons.
UUUCGGCUACAGAUAGCGUGGAUGUCUUUGUACUCCAGCAGUGUUUCAGAACGGCACAUAUUCUACAUUGAUUUUAGUGUUCUAAAUUGUAAACAAAAUGCCUCCUAAGCCGAAACCGGCUGCGCCGAGCAAAAAGGCGGAUGCCAAAAAGAAAGAAAAAGUUAUAGAGGACAAAACUUUUGGGCUCAAAAACAAGAAAGGUGCGAAACAGCAAAGAUUUAUUAACCAAGUAGAAAAGCAGGUUAAAACUGGUGGUAUUGCUCCUCGUAAACUUGGUGAAACCGAUAAGCUGAAGGAUAAAGAUGCUAAGGCUAAGGAGGCUGCGGAAAUGAACAUGCUUUUCCGGCCUGUCACAACUCAAAAAGUUGAAAAAGGUACUGACCCUAAGUCUGUGGUGUGUGCAUUCUACAAACAAGGCCAAUGUACAAAAGGUAACAAAUGUAAAUUUUCUCAUGACCUUGCUAUGGAAAGAAAGGGUGAGAAACGAUCUUUGUACGUUGAUAUGAGGGAUGGAGACGAGGAAGAUGAUAACAUGGAGAACUGGGAUGUGCAAAAGCUUGCUGAGGUUGUUGAAAAGAAGCAUGGUGAAGCAGAGAAGAAAAUGCCCACUACUGACAUUAUAUGCAAAUAUUUCUUGGAUGCAGUAGAGAAAUCUAAAUAUGGGUGGUUUUGGUCUUGUCCCAAUGGUACUUCCUGCAUUUAUAGGCAUGCACUUCCCCCUGGCUUUGUGUUGAAAAAGGACAAGAAAAAGGAUAAGAAAGAAGAAAUAUCACUUGAGGAUUUGAUUGAACGAGAAAGAGCUGCAUUAGGAUCUAAGCUAACUAAAGUAACUUUGGAGACCUUUAUUGCUUGGAAGAAACGUAAGCUAAAGGAGAAGGCUGAAACUGCAGCCAAAGAAGAAGAGAAAAAGAGACAAGACUUUAAAGCUGGGCGUCAAGUUGGGAUAUCUGGAAGAGAAAUGUUCUCAUUUAACCCUGAACUUGCUGCUGGUGAUUCAAUGGAUGAUGGUGAUGAAGCCUUUGAUAGUUACAAACGAGAAGAUGAUGACGAAGAAGGAAAGAUUGAGUACCGUGAACUUGAUCUUGAUCUUCUUGCUGCGGAAGCCCAAGAAGUUGAUUCUAGUGGAACUCAAGCUACAGAAGAUCGUUUGCAGAGGUUAAAAGAAGAGACAGAUGUGGAUAUUCCAGUUGCAGAGAAACAAGGAAGUGCAGAAACAGGUGAAGCUGCAGGAGCUGCUGCAGCUGCUAUAAAUGAAAACUUAUUUUUGGAAGAUGAUGACCUGGAUGGAUUAGACGACGAAUUGGACGAUUUAGAACUUUCUGAUCAGGAUCAGUAACAAUAUAAUAAUUAACUCUGCUGUGCAGAAUUUGUUUUGAAAGGGAACCUUUUUUUAAAGAUAAAACCUUCAUUUUUUUGUGAUUCUACUCCUAGCCAUUUGUGUUAAGUUUUCCAGGACAAGGCAUGAAUGAGUAUAUUUAUUCAUUAUAAUUUACCUGUUGUGAUAAGAGCUGCUUGUGGAAUAUGUAAUACACUGUUUUAGUCAAGAUUACAGGUUACUGGAAUGAAUUAUAUGAUGAGAGCCUUUUUUAAUUCAAAUGAAUAUCUGUUGUAUGUCUUAUUGGGCUAGAGUUCGUGGAUCACAUUUAAAUCAAACUAUUUGAAAGUUAUGUGUCUCAGCAAAUUGCUCUGGAGUUAUUUUCACAAUAUUUUUUUUCUGGCUGAUGGAAUUUCAGAUCUAUGUAUCAUGUUCAUAGAGUAAGGUGUCGAAUAACUUUUAACAUGUUUGUGAUGUCGCUGUUCAAUAGAGAAUACUUCCUGUUCAUUUUGAAGAGUAAGACCCAUCUUGUGUCCAAUCAGAAUUGUUACUAUAUUUUUUGUGAAUGUGUACUAUGUUAUAGUUCUUUGUGAAGACCCAAACAAGUGUUAAAUAAAUGAACUGUUACACCAGA